AUGGAUUCCUUGGCUGAGAAUGAUUUCUUCGGUGAGAAUGACACAUAUCUUGAUUAUAAUUUCACAUUUCCUGACAUUAUGGAGUCUCACACUCCUGAGAUUCAGCCGAUCCAGAUAAUGGCUCUGGUCAUGUACAGCCUUGUGGUCCUGCUGGGUGUGCCUGGAAAUGCUCUGGUGGUGUGGGUGACGGGGUUCUGCAUGAGCCGCUCUGUCACUUCCCUCUGGUUCCUCAACCUCGCUCUGGCUGAUCUUCUGUGCUGCCUCUCCAUCCCCCUGCUUAUGGUCCCUCUGGUCCAUGAUGACCACUGGCACUUCGGUCCUCUGGCCUGCAUGUUCGUCAAAGGCCUGUUUUACCUGAUGAUGUACUGCAGCAUCCUGCAGCUGAUUGUAAUCAGUGUGGAUCGUUUGUUGCUGGUCAUCAGACCCAUCUGGUGUCAGAACAACAGGCGACCCAAACAGGCUGCCUAUGGAUGUGUUGCUGUGUGGAUCCUGGCCCUGAUAGGCAGUAUCCCACAAUUUGUGUAUGCCAAGGAGAUUGAGGCAGGUUAUGAAAAGAGAGAGUGCAGGAUGGAGUACACCAUGCAGAGUGCCUGGCCUGUCUCCGCUUUUCGCUUCCUGAUUGGAUUCAUCUUUCCUUUCCUGGUUAUUCUAGUUUGUCACUUGGUGGUCUUCAGCAACACACAGAGGAGAUUGUCACGCAGUCGGUCCGGGUCCAAGAAAACAGUGAGGGUUAUCAUUGCUGUGGUGCUGAGCUUCUUCUUGUGCUGGCUUCCUCUGCACAUUGUGGACUUCCUCAUAUUGACCACUCCUCGGGCUUCCAGCGCAAGUCCCAAACUUCACCUUGCACAUGUUAUAGCGCUCUGUCUGGCUUACUUCAACAGCUGCCUAAACCCUUUACUCUAUGUGUGUAUGGGCCAAGGCUUCAAGGACAGCAUGAACCGCUCCCUGCGCAACAUCCUCCACUUCAUCAGCGAGGACCCGACCACCAAGAUGAGCGUCACUAAUACAGACACCAAGAGCACCAGCACUGGCAAGGAGAUGACAAAAAUAUGAUCAUACACAGACUGUGAUACACAUACAAGACUGUUGCAACACAAUAUUUUCCAUCAUGGCUGAAUUUUUGCAAAAGAAUAAGUCAUUUCUGCUCCUCUUGGCUUGGAUUUGAACUCUUACGUUUUUCAGUAAAAUAAAUGUCAAGACUUAAGACUGUGUGACAAAUUUAUUAACAAAACUAACUCUGACCAAGACACAGUGGACACAAUUACUCUUUUAUUUUUUUAAUGAAUUAUUAACACGGUUUUUCUGGUGAAGUUGAGUGGUAAGUAAAUAUGCUUCCAACAGUGCUUAAAAUUAAGAACUGUUAUUCAUUCUGCAAUGUUUCUGUAAAAAUUUCCAUCUUAUGCAACACAACUCUGGGCAGUUCUACUUUUU
Archocentrus centrarchus (flier cichlid) is the source of this 1431-nucleotide messenger RNA. Its product is annotated as C5a anaphylatoxin chemotactic receptor 1-like. Bases 1 to 1053 code for a protein of 350 amino acids. Gene Ontology annotation, biological process: inflammatory response; phospholipase C-activating G protein-coupled receptor signaling pathway; chemotaxis. Gene Ontology annotation, molecular function: G protein-coupled receptor activity; complement component C5a receptor activity. The record is from RefSeq and is a predicted model, not a curated record. Gene Ontology annotation, cellular component: plasma membrane. The transcript has a single exon. NCBI's taxonomy places the organism in Eukaryota, Metazoa, Chordata, Actinopteri, Cichliformes, Cichlidae.